Molecule: messenger RNA, 4335 nt
Organism: Penicillium roqueforti
Lineage: Eukaryota; Fungi; Ascomycota; Eurotiomycetes; Eurotiales; Aspergillaceae
Exons: 17
Coding region: 1-4335 (1444 amino acids)
Biological process (GO): transmembrane transport
Cellular component (GO): membrane
Molecular function (GO): ATP hydrolysis activity; ABC-type transporter activity; ATP binding
Source: RefSeq, a predicted model, not a curated record
AUGGCACCGACUGUGGUUGGUGACACAUGUGACAGCCUUUUUGGGCCUGUGAUCAGUCAACAUGAUUGUCGUGGAGGGUUCGACUUUACAGUUCUAUUCGAAGCAUGGAUAUUCAACAUUACCCCAGCAGUCUGUUUUCUCCUGCAGUUACCCAUUCGCCUGUUCCAGCUAUCUAGAGAGUCUUUGAAAGUAAAAUCCUCGUUGACUCAUUGGGCGACGCUGGCUAUUGCGGUAGUAUUGUCCGGAAUUCAUGUCGUUCUGCUUGUGUUUAGUUCGACGCAGCACUACCCCGCACAAAAUGUGUCAGUUGCGGGUGCUACCCUCAGCCUUAUAGCGGCAAUUUCUAUUGUUGUUCUGCUUCAUUUAGAGCACAGCCGGGCUGUUCGACCCUCCUUCCUUGUCUCUGCGUAUCUGCUUAUUACGGUGCUUCUAGACAUUGCGCGAGUACGCACCGCCUGGCUGUUGCCAUAUGGUAGAGCAUACCCGACCUGCCUCACCGCAUCUCUGGCCACCAAAUUGCUCCUCCUGGUGCUGGCAAAUAUCGAAAAACGCAAAUGGCUGUUGCUAUCCGAACAGUCUACCGAGAGAACUAGCGGUAUCUUUAACAGGGGUUUAUUCGCCUGGCUCAAUGAAUUACUGAGAAAAGGACACACCUCGUUGCUCACCAGCGAUACGCUACCUAACAUCCAUGAGAAGCUAUCGUCUAGUGAUUUAGCCGACCGAUUUUCAAAAUCAUGGGCGCUGUGCGACCAGAGUCGUCAGCAUGCGUUGCUGCUGGCCGUCGUUAACUGCCUUCGCUGGGAUAUUGCUGCUAUUGGUCUUCCUCGACUCGCCUUGAUAGGAUUUAGCAUAGCGCAGCCAUUCCUGGUUGGCAAGACCGUUACAUUCCUCGAGCAAACUGAAUCCUCGAUGAAUAUUGGCUAUGGGUUGAUAGGAGCCACCGCGAUUGUCUUUAUCGGGAUUGCUGUCACUACGGCAUCUUAUGAGCACCUAGGAUUUCGUGCUACGACCAUGGUGCGUGGUGGCCUUAUGGCUCUUGUCUAUCAGCACAUGAUGGAGCUGCCACUGGGGAGCACCGAUGAGUCUAGUGCCAUGUCCCUUAUGGGAGCUGACGUUGAAAUGCUUGCGGAGUACUUUCACUCUACAGUGUGCGAAUCUUGGGCUAGUAUCCUACAGCUGGGACUGGCCGCGUGGAUCCUUCAAACUCAGAUCGGUGUUGUUUGUAUCACACCCAUUCUAAUUGCAACAGCUUUUACCGUUGCUUCUUUUGCCACGGGCAAUGCUGUGUCCGUUCGGCAGAAGACAUGGCUACAAGCCACCGAGAAACGCAUUAAUUUCACCAGCCACGUCCUCGGCUCAAUAAAAAACGUGAAAUUCUUAGGACUAACAGAGAUCAUAAAGAAAUCCAUUGAAGGCUUAAGGAUUGAGGAGCUUGAGAUCUCCAAGAAGUUCCGCCGAAUCCAAACCGUCCGUGUCUGCAUGAUAAAUCUUCCGGUGAUUAUUGCGCAGUUUGCCACUUUCGCGACCUAUGCUGUAGUUGCGAAGGUGCAAGGGUCGGAGGGUCUUUCGGUCUCACAAGCUACCACGGCCCUUUCACUAAUAAAUCUGCUAAUCACUCCUCUCAUGCAUCUAUUGUUGGCAGUUCCAGAUGCAUUCGCAUCAAUGGGAUGUCUGUAUCGAGUCCAGGACUUCUUGAAACGUCCAAAUAUUGUCGAAAGAAGGAAAUUGCUCCAGUCAGAAGCAGAAGCUCUGAAUUUACCUACUAAUUCAUUCGAAUUCGAACUUUCUAACUAUCCCGGGGCUAGGGGAAUUUCCUCGCCAGAGAAUCCAUCUGACGUGCUGAUCUCCCUGCAAAAUGCCUGGUUUGGCUGGAAUGACCCUUCUUCGGAUAGUGCUGGUAUCACACUCAAUCUGUGCCCCUCGCAGCUGGGUACCCUAGUUGCAAUUGUCGGUCCUGUGGGAAGCGGAAAGUCCACGUUUCUCAAAGGCCUCGCAAAUGAGACGUCCAUUCUCAAUGGUGACGCCUUCAUCAAGUACCCAGAUCUAGCUUUUUGUGAGCAAACUCCAUGGCUAACCAAUACGACGAUCCGGGAAAACAUCAUUGGGGAGAAUGGAUCCGCGGCAUUUGAUUCUGAUUGGUAUUCGACCGUGAUGAACGCAUGUGCGCUAGAUUCCGACCUUAAAAAAAUGCCAGCGGGCGAUGAGUCGUUCGUCGGUAGCAAAGGAUCUAAGCUUAGCGGAGGGCAAAAGCAAAGAAUCGCCAUAGCACGAGCUGUCUAUGCUCGCAAGCGCAUCGCGUGCUUCGAUGAUACUCUGAGUGCUCUUGAUAAUUCAACCGCUCGGCUGGUAUUUAACAAUGUCUUUGGCCCGUCCGGACUGCUGCGUCGACUGGGCUGUACUGUAUUUCUCGCGACUCACAAUGUUCAAUAUCUACCCCAGGCCGACUUUAUAGUCGUACUCGGAGAGAACGGCAAUAUUUCGGAACAGGGCACCUUCUCUCAGCUUCUCAGUCACGCCGGGGGAUAUAUUAACCGGCUAGGUAUUCAACCAGAACAGAUUGAGAAAGGAAAGAUGCAAGAUGACAUUCCAACUGGGCUUCCAGAGACUAGUGAAGUCAUAACAAGCCGCCUAUCCACCCCGGCCUCUAUCGAUGAAUGCCGACAGACGACAGAUAUUGCUGUUUACAAGUACUAUUUAUCUGCUAUGGGCUGGUUCCGAGUCUUUGUGCUGAGUUUCUUACUGGUGGUGAAUGGUGGUAUUGGUGGAUUACGAAGUGCUUGGAUUGAGAUCUGGUCCUCUAGCACCGACAGCGCUUCAAGCUCGGGAUUAGGCUACUGGCUUGGAGUAUAUGGGGCAUUGUCCUUCGUCGAAGCCACUUCAAUGGUUCUUGCGGUAUAUUGGACCUGGGUCGUCAUUGUACCGGCCGCGUCGAAAAAUGUUCAUGCUACUGUGCUGCAAACUUGCAUGAGUGCCCCCUUGUCCUUCCUAUCUCACGUAGACACGGGCUCUCUCAUCACCCGUUUUAGCCAAGAUAUGAGGCUAGUGGACAUGAUCCUCCCCCGAGGUUUUAUCACGACAGGAUUCCAACUCUUUACGGUGCUUUCACAGGCCGCAAUCGCCCUAGCUGCAUUGCCAUAUCUGGCUGUAGCCCUUCCCUUCCUAGUUGGGAUGUUAGUGCUAGUCCAGCGCUUUUACCUGCGUACAUCUCGCCAGCUUCGACUGCUAGAGAUCGAGCUCAAAAGCCCCCUGUACACCCAUUUCAUUGAAUCUCUCGCUGGUGUAGUUACCAUCCGUGCCUUUUCAUGGACUACUGCUUCUACGUCCAAAAUGUUGUACUUACUUGAUAGGGCGCAAAGGCCCUUCUAUCUUCUAUUGUGUAUUCAGCAAUGGCUGGGCCUGGUACUGAAGCUCAUGGUGACUGGGGAAGUACUCUCAUACUUGAUCCAGAACUGGACGCUUCUGGAAACCUCUUUGGGUGCGAUUGCCAGGAUUAAGGAUUUCUCGGAAGAUACUCCAAGUGAGGAACAAGAUGCAGUCUAUGAGCAGCCACCAGACGCAAAAUGGCCAAGUCGGGGUGACAUCUCAUUCGUUGGCGCAGAUAUUGCAUAUGAGUCUGAGAACGCAGAGCCCGUGUUGCACGGUAUCUGUCUGGAUAUUCGUGCUGGGGAAAAAGUUGGACUGUGUGGUAGGACCGGAAGUGGCAAGAGCACUCUGGCUCUAUCAUUACUCCGUCUUAACGAGGUGGUUUCUGGCCAGGUUCUUAUCGAUGGGGUAGACAUAUCGACGGUGCCUCGGUCAUUGAUUCGGCACCGGAUCAGCUCUCUUAGCCAAGAAGCCUUCCUUUUCCCAGGUACUAUUCGGCAGAACGUCGAUCCUUUAGGCAUUGCCAGCGAUAUCGAUAUUAUUGAAGCUCUCAAAUGCGUCGAAAUCUGGAAUGCUCUUAUGUCUGCGACGAACAGCGACGCCCACAGCGGAGGGUUGCUAGAUGUAAUACUGACUGACACGACUUUGUCCGAAGGCCAAAAACAGCUAUUUUGCCUGGCUAGGGCGCUUCUCAAGAAGAGUAAUAUUUUCAUACUAGACGAACCGACAAGCAGUCUGGAUGCAGAGACAGAUGCCAGGGUUCAGAAAGUCAUUCGCCAGGAGUUUCAGAGCUGCACUAUCAUUAUGGUUGCGCAUAGAGUUCAUACCAUGCUCGACUUUGACCGAGUUGUUGUUCUGGAUAGUGGUCGAAUCAUAGAAGAGGGACAUCCUUCGGACUUGUUGAACAAGGAAGGCGCUUUCUCAAGUCUGCAUCAUCUGAAGCAGUCAACAGGAAGCAAUCAGGAGCUCUGA